Messenger RNA from Cyphellophora europaea CBS 101466, 384 nucleotides. RefSeq lists its product as uncharacterized. The coding region runs from base 1 to 384 and encodes 127 amino acids. NCBI's taxonomy places the organism in Eukaryota, Fungi, Ascomycota, Eurotiomycetes, Chaetothyriales, Cyphellophoraceae. The transcript has a single exon. The record is from RefSeq and is a predicted model, not a curated record.
AUGUCCGACAAAGUCGCCUGCCACGCGCAUCUCUAUGUCUUCGCCGAUCGGUUCAUAAUCAAGCCUCUCAAGGACCUUUGUCUACACAAGCUUCAUCGUGAUCUGAAUUGCCUGAAACUCAAUAAAGAGACUGUUUCUGAGGUUGUUGUGAUGCUGGUCUAUGCGUACAUGAACACGUCCGGCAACGCCGCUACAGAGGUUUGCGAAUCUGGAACAGGGGUUGGGAAAGAACUGCGCGAGCUUGUGUUAGCAUACGCCGUAGAGAAGGUGGACGACCUCGUCAGAUACGCUGCCUUUAAAGACAUGAUGAUCGAUGGGGGCGAACUGGCUGCUGAUAUUACCUGCGCUACGGCCGAGCGGUGGAUCAGUGUCGUUGAGGACUGA